Daldinia caldariorum is the source of this 3684-nucleotide messenger RNA. Its product is annotated as PXA domain-containing protein. Gene Ontology annotation, molecular function: phosphatidylinositol binding. NCBI's taxonomy places the organism in Eukaryota, Fungi, Ascomycota, Sordariomycetes, Xylariales, Hypoxylaceae. The record is from RefSeq and is a predicted model, not a curated record. The coding region runs from base 1 to 3684 and encodes 1227 amino acids. The transcript has 2 exons. Gene Ontology annotation, cellular component: intracellular membrane-bounded organelle.
AUGGCCCUUAAGGGGAGAGAUGUUGGUUAUGCUGGCGUCGUUUGCUUCAUCGCAUGGGGCUAUGCCACAAGUUGGUUUCCCACCAUUCGAUGGGCAGGAUACGCCUUCGUCGGCGGCGUCGUCGUAACUAUUCUCGCCUGUCUCCUCUUACUUUUAACUUCCCGGGGCUCAACUUAUAGCCAACAAAAUAGAACUUCACGACCCAAUGCAGUCAUAUUUUCAGGUCUUACCUCCUGGCAUAAAGAGACCACCGCCUUGCGAAUUAGACAAACCUAUCUUAAAGAUCCCCUUUACGCCGAAUCGCCCGCUAUAUCUAACGCUCUAGACGAUCUGCUCGACCUUAUCAUACGGGACUUUGUUAAUUCAUGGUAUUCGAACAUAAGCAAAAAUCCGGUGUUUGCGAACGAAGUGGAUAAGACCGUAAGACAUGCGCUGGCUAGCAUUCGAGACCGUCUUUUCGAAACAGACCUGGUGGAAGUGGUCACGGGUAGGAUUGUACCAAUAUUAACGGCUCAUUUUCGCAGUUUCUACGAUGCAGAGAGGGCUGUUCGCGGCCGCAAACUAAAUCGUGAUGUUACGGAAUCUGAAGAGCUAGACUUGGCUAUUGCCGGGAAAUACAAUGAUGGCAACCUACAUCCUGCUGUGUCCCUGACCUACUCGGAUACAAAACUGCUACAACAGGAUCACUUACGGAAUAUAGUUACUAAGGUACUACCAAAAGUGCUCCCUCAUACCAUGGUUGAAAGCCGGGUUGUGUUUAGCAUUGUCCGCGAAAUCGUCGCCUGUGCUGUCUUGUUUCCCACCCUCCAACUUCUAGCUGAGCCUGACACCUGGAACCAAGUAAUGGAAAAUUACGGUCGAACCAUGCUUCAAGACCGGUCGACUGUUCGUAAGCUUCGUGCCGCCUUAGAUGCGCAUGCGUCGCCCCCGCCGAAGAGUUCCAGACCGGUAGCUUUCCCGCGCCUAGCUUCAGGAGACAGCGAGCGUCGUUUUGAAAAGUUCAUCCGCACGAUCCGCAAACUUAACAACUUGUCCGACGCGAGGCGCUUUCGAAGCGAAGUAGCAAGCCAGCUGAAGAGGGACUCCCAAUAUUCGGGACAGGAUCCCAUCUACCUCCGUCGAUUAGAAAUGGGCAAACGACUUCUAGACCAGAGGGUUCAUCAAUUAGCUGCGGGUGGUGAUGGACGGCAUAUACCCUUAUCAAGCACCCCGCCUCCGAAUAUAGGAUCUUCGAGGCUCGAGCACGCGUCCUUGGUUGAAAUCCUACGUGACACCUCAGGCCUUUCUUAUUUUAUGGAAUACAUGGAUAGACAAGGCCUGAUGCCCCUUGUGCAGUUCUGGUUGGUUGUAGAUGGACUACGAAACCCUUUGGAGGAUGAUGGUCACGACGACGAGCAAUUGCCUUCUACUCUAAGCCCUUGGACCGAAUCCGAUCGUACCGACAUUGCCCAAAUCGACCAGGCCUACUUAUCUAAAAAGGAACUUAAGGUCCCAGCUAGCUCGCGGCGUGUUAUUCGCGAGUUUCUAGAUGCUGGGAAAGCAGCUACCCCGGCACAGUACUAUAAGGCACGCCGGGCUGUAUUGCGGGCUCAAACUGCCGUUCUCGAGGGCAUGCAGUCCAAGCAUCUUGAUGCGUUUAAAAAGUCGGAGAUCUUCUAUAAAGCUUUAGCAUCGGAAGAGGCGUCGAAGAGUGUUCCUCUAUUUCACCAAUCUCAGGCAGGGCCAGCUGCAGGCCCGUCGCCGCUUCAAGUUCAGCAGUCGUAUGGGCCGAAGCCUGCGUUGGUGGCAAAGCUUAAUCCCAAAAUAAAUACUUCUAAUGGUCAAGUUAGACGAGGUUUGUCUGCUACGAACCUGAAAGCUGUUGCUGCAAAUGUUAACCAAAAAGUAGAUCCUUCGAUGGGUCACAGGCGAUCAUUUGACGGCAGUGCAACUUCACCAUUAUUUGAUGACGAUGAUGCGGAACAUGAUGCGCUAGCAGACUCAGUGAUGAGUCUCGACCAGGAACCGUUAAGACCCGUACCAGAUACCCAGGUAGUCCAAGCUGUGGAGGAAGCACUGAAUAAUAUUUUGGAAGACGAUCGACCACAAACUGCAGAGGAUCUUCGUGAGUCGUUAUUUGGGAAUGAGGACGGAGCUUCGAGCAUAUUCUCAGCUCAGGAAAACGGUUCAGCUAGGGGCUCUCUAGACCAGCAGCGUUCGAUUCAAUCUGGGAAGGAGGUUGAGAAGCCCAGUUUGUCGUCUCUCGGGCUUGUCAGUCCAGCAUCUAGGAUUGGAGUAUUUAUGGAUGAUGACCUUUUCGGAGAUGAAGAUAAGUUCUUGUCGGACGAAGAGGAGGAUCAUAAUGAAGGGGAAGCUGGUGACAUCGAGGACGAAGUGCACGAAGCUGCCCCUGGUGAUCUGGGCCUUGCGGAGGCUAUUACGGCGCUAACAAACGAUAUUGACCGACUUGCUGCCCAGGAGGCCGUCAUAGAAUCGCUAACGAAGAAGGCGGAACUGACUAACAAUACGGCGGAAUUGCGCAUCUUACGGAAAUCAAAAGCGAGUUUGCAAAGGGAACUUCGGCGAAAGGAAUUACAGCGACAGCAAUAUGUAAUCCAAGAGAGCGACAAUAGCUUGUACGGACGUGCGUCAAUUAAGAUCAAGUCCAUCCAAGUUGGACGAGAGGAAGACGGAAAGGAAUUCGCCCUGUACGUAAUUGAGGUAAAGAGAAAUGCGGGAGAGAAGAUGCCUGCAGCAACAUGGAUUGUGACGCGACGAUAUAGCGAAUUCCACGAGCUGCAUCAGAAAUUGCGAGAUAGGUAUCCCUCGGUAAGGAACUUAGAGUUUCCACGACGGAGAAUGGUCUUGAAACUCCAAAGCGACUUUCUUCGAAAGCGGCGUGACGCGUUGGAGAAGUACUUGAGUGAACUCCUCCUUCUACCAGAUGUAUGCCGCAGCAGGGAUUUACGAGCCUUCCUAUCGCAAAGCAUUAUCACUCAUCAGGGGGAAGAUAUAAUGAACCGCGAGGAUAAGAAGGACAUGAUUACGCGCUUAUACGACUCCGUUGCCGACGGAAUGGAAGAUAUUCUGGGGAAUAUACCCGUUCUAGACCAGCUUUCCACCGCGGGACAGAAUCUUAUCGCAGCGGCUACAAGCCAGAUGAGCACGAUACCGCUCAGCGUCAACGAGGAUGUUAUGACUACUGCUGAAGCCGAAGCCGAAUUGAAUGCCUUUGAGAAUAAAGAGCUCGAGCCUUUCAUUAAACCCAUCUGCGACAUCUUCCUCGAAGUCUUUGGGCUUAAUCGAGGUAAUAAUUGGCUUCGCGGGCGAGCUGUCGUCGUUGUUUUACACCAGAUGCUGGGAGGUACGAUUGAACGAAAAGUACGAGACAACUUCAAGAUGCUGGUCCAAGAGGAUGCUAUUAUUAAAUACAUCGAUCUCUUGAGGAAUAGCAUGUGGCCUGGCGGGCAGCUCAACAGAAACAAGCAACCGAGGACUUCAUCGGAGAAAGCGAAAACCCGGAGGGAAGCGAGCUUGAUGUUGGCUACCCUCGUCCCAGAUUUGGCCGGAAACGUAGUCGGACGGCUGAACGCCCAAGCCGCGAGCCGCAGGAUGUUUGCCACGCUCAAUAACUCGAGGCUGAAUUCUCAUUUGGUUUUUACGAUUGUGGACGAACUAAUCGACAUUUUAUUUAAUGAACCUUGA